CUGGCACAUGAUGGGAAUCAACCAAUGGCUCCAGAGCUUUCCUGGGGCCCCCGUGUGUGUACGGGCGAGUGUAUCCGAAAAGAAUAGCAGAGAGUGAGACUGGCAGCAAAGUAAUUCAAGUUUUCCUUUAAACCACUCCUGAGUCUGGAAUCGGAGUAGCUACAUCUGCAUCCGUAUGUUUGAGCAGCAUAAAAAAAAACAAAUCUCAACUUUUUAUUUCGGGGUUGCAAACGGAUUAUUCUACACUACGGUGGAAAAUAACAUUGGAAUCUGAAUGCGGCAAGGAUUAUUUGGGAUUAUUUCGUGGUGAAGCAACUCCAUCGAUGUGCCGUCAGAAGGAUUCUCAAGCGAAGGAUUUAACCAAGGCUGCUCAAAGUCCAAGAAAAAAACCCGAACUAUUUUGCUGUCUUUUCAUGUGGUAGCUAUAGUGUAGUUAUUGGAGGAAUAAUUAUGGUAUAGCCUAUGAAUUGCUGCUCGGAAGAUAGUCUUGGGGAAUUGUGUUGCCUCUGUAAAAACAAACGUUUUCAUAGACUAAAUGGUUGUAGGAUAUAACAGACCAGUAAAUGCAUGUAUGUCGCAUUCUGUUUUGUUGUGUAAUAUCGUUACAUUUGACUUUGUUUAAUGCAACAUACAACCGUAAAUUACAUUCUAAUGCUGCGAGUUAGUCAUAAAUCUACGACCUCCGGCUGCGCAUGUAGUGCGCGCCGUUUACAAAACAUUAAUGUUGUGCGGAGACCAUAAAUCAAUGUGGAAUCCUCACAGACCUGGACGGGAACAAUACGACACAUCCAAAACUGUUUAAAUUGUCGUAUGUUCAGGUCGAAACGCUCAGGUCUUACACGGCGACUCUGGAGAAGCCGUUUAGUCCCAGACAGAGACGGGGGAGAUGGGAGAAGCAAACGAAGCGAGGAGUUUCGGGACGGUUCGUGUGGCAGUAACCCAGAAAAAAUUCCCAAAACGGAGCUCCGGUCGGUGACCCGUGCCUCGCCAUCUCUGGGAACUUUCGACGAAGUGUGCAACACAGACCUCACGGACAGCGCAGAGUCGGCGCCGGGGGACAAUUCUGAUCAUGGUCAGGAGGAUGCCAUGUGUGUCCCCGUCCCUCAUCACCGAGGCUCUCAGACAGAACACGAGAAUGACAGUAGAACGGUUACAUGCUGUUUGUUUCGAGACAGGGAUCCUAGACCUCGGAGCCCCGUCUUGACCCGGGUUAUUCGAAAUUCUAGUCCCCGCGAUGGAGGUAUCCUCACGGGACGGGAGGGGAAUACUGGCUCGGUGGCUGAGCAAGAACUCAAGAACGUUACCUAUGCUCUUUUGAAAAGACUCCAGGAGAAACCGCUGGAUGCCUUGUUGGAGGCGGUGGAGUCGAAAGGAGGGAUGCCCAGUGACUGUGUUCUGGUACCCCAGACGGAGCUGCGUUUAGAUGGCCACUCGACAUCUCCUCCAUUUCUGCUCUGUAAACUCUACCGAUGGACUGACCUGCACCACUCGACUCAACUCAAAGCGCUGUGCCACUGUCAAAGCUUCCGGGCAUUGGACAGCAGCGAAACGGUGUGCUGUAACCCCUAUCACUACAGCCUCUUGUGUGGGCCAGAAUCACCACCACCCCCCUACUCACGACUAUCUCCCUCAGAUGAACACAAGCCACUGGAACAAUCAGAUUCAACACUUUCAACACUGUCGUACACUGAAACUGUGGCCCCCCGGUCCCCCGAUGUCGCGCCAAGACUCUUCUCAGCCCCCGGUACCUCCGUGGGCUCCUCGUCUUCCUGUGAGCGGCGUUCCCACUGGUGCAGCGUAGCCUACUGGGAACAGCAGACGCGGGUCGGGCGCCUCUACCCGGCCCACGAGCCCUCGCUCAGCAUCUUCUACGACCUACCUCAGGGCACGGGCCUCUGCCUGGGCCAACUCAACGCCGUUGCCAACGCUAGCAACGGUCACCGCUGCGACGGUCACCAUGGCAACCGUAGUCACCGCGGCGGUAGUGGCAGCAGCACGGGCAGCUGUGUCCAGCGAACACGCAGCAAAAUCGGCUACGGGAUUGUCCUGAGCCAAGAACCUGACGGAGUGUGGAUCUACAACCGUAGCCAGCACCCAGUGUUUGUCCACUCGCCCACCCUGGACCUGCCCAGCUCAGUGAGGGGACUGACUGUGAGGAGGGUGAUGCCUGGCUACUCACUCAAAGUGUUUGACUAUGACAAGUCCAGUUGGAUCCUGCAGCAGGGCAUGGAGCCCCCUGUGGGGCUGGAGGGCCCCUAUGAUCCCCACAGUGUGAGGAUCAGCUUCGCCAAGGGCUGGGGCCCCUGCUACUCCAGACAGUUCGUCACCUCCUGCCCCUGCUGGGUGGAGGUGUUGCUCAAUACCCACAGAUAACACACAGACUAGGAAGACAGACAGAGGGAUGGAUGGACAGACAUACACACAGAUAACACACAGACUAGGAAGACAGACAGAGGGAUGGAUGGACAGACAUACACACAGAUAACACACAGACUAGGAAG
Molecule: messenger RNA, 2501 nt
Organism: Oncorhynchus gorbuscha (pink salmon)
Lineage: Eukaryota; Metazoa; Chordata; Actinopteri; Salmoniformes; Salmonidae
Product: mothers against decapentaplegic homolog 6-like
Exons: 4
Coding region: 811-2373 (520 amino acids)
Biological process (GO): regulation of transcription by RNA polymerase II; cell differentiation; SMAD protein signal transduction
Cellular component (GO): heteromeric SMAD protein complex
Molecular function (GO): I-SMAD binding; transcription regulator inhibitor activity
Source: RefSeq, a predicted model, not a curated record